This is a messenger RNA of Symbiodinium natans, 1005 nucleotides long. The record is from the annotation of a GenBank genome assembly. NCBI's taxonomy places the organism in Eukaryota, Dinophyceae, Suessiales, Symbiodiniaceae.
AUGGCAAGCGUCCGAAACGAUGCGCUGCACAAGCGCGUUGUGGAGGGCAGCUACAAUUUCUACGACAAUCAUCAGGGGUGCGGAACCGCCGCAGACAAGGCUCUGGCUGCGCGGUUAGGCGGCCACAGCUACAACAUCCUCAGCAACAAAGAUAAGGAUGAGAUCUACUUCCGAAAUCUGCGCCACGACGAACAUUACAUUGACAAGAAAGGUCGCCAUACAGCUGGCUUCUUUGGGGCGAGGCGCCGAAAGUUUGCGCCGGAUGAGCGUCAGCACAUCAGAGAGUGCAUGACGCUGCAGGAUGCUCAUCCGCGCGAGAAGUUCUUGCCGCAGCGGAGGACCGAGAUCCAGUUGGCACAGAUCGAGAAUAGCGAGUCCUACCAAGGCUUCAAGGCACGAACGGCCUCCCUCUUUGACGAUACCAUCCCGAAGCGCUACUCCAUCAGCAAUUCGAGGUAUGCGCACGAGCAGGCGAAGCUGAAGGUCAAAUCCGCCGGUAAGGCCGAAUUCAUGGCUCGACGUGGCGAGAGAGCGACGCACAGCAUCUCCUGCCCCAGCCUCCACCUCACCGCGCCGGAGCAGUCGCUCGAUCGGUCCAUGCGGGGCGAUGCCCGGAAAGAGGUCUCGCAGCUCCAAACCGAAAGUGCGCAUUUCGCACCCUGGAUGUCCUACAACACUCUUUCGGGGUCCAUCGACGGAACAGCUGCAGGCCGCGCGCAUGCCGCCGCCCAGAAGCACCUGUCUGUAAGCCGCCUGGAGAACUUCGACUUUGGCGUUGCAAAGGGGAACAACCACUAUUCGGCGGUGGAUAAGCUGACGCGGGCCGAUCCUUUCUACAUGCGACCACGCGUAGGCGACACCCAGAACUCAGUGAAGUACGACAUCAUCACAAAUGAACGGCAGCUUGGAAGGAAGUAUAAUGGUAACUGUGGCCACCAAAUCAUACGAGUCUUGCGGUUACUCCUGUGUUUGGUUACCUCUCUUUUGAAACAUUCCGUUUUUUAG